AUGUCGAGACCAAGUCUGGGUUCUCGCUCCAUUUCGGAGCAAGCACCUCUCUAUGACCCAUCAUCGGCUCCUCAUUCGGGCUCGCGUUUGCGCGGAUCUAAAACUGCUAGCGGUGCCCACACUGCUACGGGCUCCCAGUUGCCUUACUCGCCAUUGCUUCCUCUUCCGCCUGCGUCUACCCCUAAGCUUGCGCCUCGUCUUGCCGACUUGGUCGAUGCCGAGCAGGCCGAGAAUGUGGCGCCGUCCCACGCGUUGGCUCAGCACGGUGCUCCGGCUAGCGCUAGCGCGCUUGCUGCCAGACGUCUCGCACGAAGAGGCCUUUCGGAAGGCUAUGGUCUCCAUUUCAACAAUAUCAAGCUCAUGCGCAGCGCCACCGUCUUGGACAGCGUCGCUUCCGCGCUUGGUACCAAGGCUGCGCUUCGACUCGACAUUCCUGCAACGUCGGACCUCGCCGCACAGCCAGUCGAAACCAAGUCGGCUGGUAUGAUUCGCAGCUACUCGCUUCCUGUUGCCACACAGGAGGAGCACGACGAGCAACAGCGCAUCAUGGCGCUUGGUCUGUCACCUGUCGGCCGUUAUACCGGCAAUACUGCUUGGUGGCAAUAUGGAUGGCCGUCUCCUGGCGGUGUCAACCACCGACACAUUCACCGAAGUCCCGCAACGCCGCGGUUCCCCUCUCAACGUCGUCGGUCUUCUCAGUCAAAGCUCUCGAAUGUGAUGACGCCCACCGCGGAUGCUCAAGCCCGUGUUGUCAGCGCUGCAACGUCACCUUGCUCUGUGGCGUUGCCCAUCCCGUCACAACCUGCCAAGCGAACCAGUAAGACUCACUCGAGCUGUUCGCCCAAGAUGAAGAACAAGUAUCUGCCUAGCAUUCACCAACACUCUUUUCAAAACUCGUCUUCACGAUCCGCUUCGUCCUCGCCCAAGACGGGUCGCUCUCCACUCGCCAUGAUGUCGGUCAACUUGCCUGCUACUGAUCAGCAACAAGGGCAUAUCGACGGUGUGGGCUGUGCCGGUUUGGAGCAAGGCCAUGACAAAAACAAUGACGAUGACGACGACAAGGUCGCCGCCACACCUGUCGAAGCCGCUUUCGACAUUGAAAUGGAUGCGCUCAACCAACGCUUUGCCGAGUGGUCGCGAUCGCUAGCCAUGGCGACGCCGUCGGCAUGCGCUCCUCGCUGCUUGGACCAAGACGAUUACUUCAACUUGGUCCACGAUGAUCAACCCAACAAUGGCUUGUUGGGAGUCGGCGGCGGCAGCGACACUUCGGACGAAGCACGUACACCGCGCGCUUCCUCUCCUCGUCCUCUCUCCAAGGCGGCGCUCUUCCGUCAGGAACACGACUUGCUCCAGCCGCAGGGUGUCGUGGACCACGACGAACGCUUUGUUCAAACCGACCGUUGGUCAGGGUCGUUUGACUUUAUCCACCCUGAUCAUCUCGGCUAA
This is a messenger RNA of Mycosarcoma maydis (corn smut), 1446 nucleotides long. RefSeq lists its product as uncharacterized. The coding region runs from base 1 to 1446 and encodes 481 amino acids. The record is from RefSeq and is a predicted model, not a curated record. The transcript has a single exon. NCBI's taxonomy places the organism in Eukaryota, Fungi, Basidiomycota, Ustilaginomycetes, Ustilaginales.